Megalops cyprinoides (Indo-Pacific tarpon) is the source of this 1670-nucleotide messenger RNA. Its product is annotated as ankyrin repeat domain-containing protein 1-like. Gene Ontology annotation, molecular function: RNA polymerase II-specific DNA-binding transcription factor binding. The coding region runs from base 42 to 1058 and encodes 338 amino acids. Gene Ontology annotation, cellular component: nucleus. The record is from RefSeq and is a predicted model, not a curated record. The transcript is spliced from 9 exons. Lineage: Eukaryota; Metazoa; Chordata; Actinopteri; Elopiformes; Megalopidae. Gene Ontology annotation, biological process: regulation of transcription by RNA polymerase II.
GGAUGAUGUCACUCUGCAAUGUCUCCACAUGUAUAUAAGGGAUGCUGGACGGCAGCAACACAGGGCACUUUGGGCACAGAACACUUUGGGAGUUACAAUACUGGACAAGCACACCACAGACAAGCAUGGGGCUACUGCUGGUGGAAGAGCUGGUCACAGGGAAGAAAUGUGAGCACAAGGAGCUGGGUGAGCACCUGCAAGAGGGGUUUACAGGUGGAGAGUAUGAGAUGGCCAUCAUUCAGGAGAAACAAGAUGGCAUGAAACCUUGCAGAGGCCUGACCCCCCCAACCCACAGCCCCAUGAAGGAACCAAGUCAGAUAGUCCUAAAUACUGACAAAGCUGGCCGUCUGAAGCUGGACACUGUAGAAGACCUGCACAAUAUCCUGAAGCUUACGAGAAGGCGCCGAGCCAAGAGAGGGCCAGCUCUCAGGCCAGAGCCCCAGAUGGAGGUGCUGCCAGCCAAGGUGGAUGAAGCUGUGUUCCUGCAGGCAGCAGCCGAAAACAAACUGCCCGUAAUAGAGAAGUAUCUGGCUGAUGGUGGAGACCCCAAUGUGAGCGACCAUUUUAAACGGACUGCCCUGCACCGGGCCUGCUCAGGAGGGCAUGUAGAAGUUGUGAAGAGACUGCUGGAGGCUGGGGCUCUGACAGAGAACACAGACAGGCUGGACUCCGCUGCGGUUCACUGGGCCUGUCGGGGUGGGUCUCUGUCUGUGCUGGAGCUGCUGCUGAACAAUGGAGCAAACUUCAGAGCCAGGGACAAGCUACGCAGUACACCCCUCCACGUAGCAGUCCGAACCGGCCACUAUGAGUGUGCUGAGCAUCUCAUUCACUGUGGGGCAGACAUUAACGCCAAAGACCGAGAAGGAGACACGCCUCUGCAUGAUGCUGUGAGAAUAAACAGAUUCAAAAUGAUCAAACUUUUGCUUAUCCACGGAGCCAACCUAGAAGUCAAGAAUUGUGGUGGGAAGACCCCACUGGAGAGUGUUCUUAAGUGGCAGAAUGGAGCAAAAAACAUCCUACACAACUUCACAGAAGACUUGAGUCAUCUGCCCAAGUAAUGCCAUCUAGCCACAUCCAAACUACUUUGUGUGUGUGUGUGUGUGUGUGUGUGUGAGACCAUCUUUCAGCCCUCAGUCUGGCAGAUCAUGUGAUUGCAGGUCAAUGUAAACAUGAGCUGACAGGUGAUGGGCUAAUGCUAAUGCUGUUGCUCUGGAAGCAUAUUGUAGUACAGGUAUUUAUUAUAUCUAAUGUAUUUAUUAACAGCUACAAUACUAAGAUGCCAAAUGGAAAAGAAAGAAUAGAAAAGAAAUGAUCAUAUGUGCUUAAAAAGCCAUGUAAAGUUGGUUUUUGGAAAGUUUCCAGAAAGAGAAUGUUUCUGCAAGAUGUAGUGACAAGUCAUCUUUAUAAUUCUUUCUACAUCUUAGCAUGCAGGUCAUCUCCUUUUUUGUUAUGGACAUACACAACUGAGAUGUUGUAAAGAACUUUGAGACGGCUUGUCACCUUCACUUCUGAUAUACGUCUGUGAAUGCAGAGGAAGUGGAUUCCGAAAGUAACAGCUGGUAUAGUGAGUGUUUAAAAGAUAAUGAAGUGAGAGGAUAUGAAUGGUAAAGAGACUGAAAUGUAAAACUAACCAAGAGUAAUUUAUAUUUGAAGUAAAGUCUUAUUGUAUA